This is a messenger RNA of Malassezia vespertilionis, 1635 nucleotides long. Its product is annotated as phosphoacetylglucosamine mutase. The transcript has a single exon. Bases 1 to 1635 code for a protein of 544 amino acids. Gene Ontology annotation, molecular function: phosphoacetylglucosamine mutase activity; magnesium ion binding. NCBI's taxonomy places the organism in Eukaryota, Fungi, Basidiomycota, Malasseziomycetes, Malasseziales, Malasseziaceae. The record is from RefSeq and is a predicted model, not a curated record. Gene Ontology annotation, biological process: carbohydrate metabolic process; UDP-N-acetylglucosamine biosynthetic process.
AUGCCGCCUGUGCACGCCCUCCCAGUUGAAGCCAUUGUACGUGCGUUGGCAGCGCAUCCCAAGAGUGCAGCGCAUAUUGUGUAUGGCACUGCUGGAUUCAGGACCAAGGCUGCGCUCUUGGACAGCACCUGUUUCCGCAUUGGACUGAUCGGAGCGCUUCGAAGCAAAGCUUUGGACGGCAAGGUCGUCGGCCUCAUGGUCACUGCGAGCCAUAACCCCGAGCCCGACAACGGAGUUAAGAUUGUAGAUGCGCGUGGGGAGAUGCUGGAUGCUGCAUGGGAGCCAGUCUGCACGCGCAUUGCGAAUGCUGCGACUGCCGAAGAGCUCGUGCAGGAACUGCAGCACGUAGUCGACGCAUUUCAGAUUGACCUCUCUGUUCCUGCGCGUGUAGUAUACGCAUGGGACACGCGCCCUUCGAGUCCAAGCCUUGUAAGGGCAAUUGUGGAUGGUAUGGAUGCGAUCGGUGCCGAAAAGAUGGACGGCGGUCUGCUCACGACGCCCCAACUACACUAUUUGGUCUUUGCGUACAACACCGCAGGCACGCCCGAUGCCUACGGCGAGCCGACCGAAGAAGGUUACUACCAUAAACUCGGCGAUGCGUAUCUGUCUGCGACGCAAAACAAGCCUGCGCCCGUGACGCUCGUCGUGGACUGCGCCAACGGGGUGGGCGCAAAGUCGCUGCAAGGCCUGGAAAAAGUAGUGCCGCACGACCGCUUGCCACUCCAGCUGCUGCGCACGGAGAUGAAAGCGCCGGGUGCGCUGAACAAUGGGUGCGGGGCCGACUUUGUCAAGACGAACCAAAAACUCCCGGCCGGCUACGACCAGGAGAGCCAUGUGCAACAAAACACGCUGCUGUGUUCCUUUGACGGCGAUGCGGACCGCAUUGUGUUUUACUACUUAACGGGGCCGCCCGAAAAGAGUGAAAACUUUCACCUACUCGACGGCGAUCGAAUUGCAGCGCUUGCAGCCGACUACCUCUCGGAGCUGGUCGAGCAAUCGGGCCUGGACGUGCAGCUCGGCUGUGUCCAGACGGCGUACGCAAAUGGAUCUUCCACUUUGUACUUGGAAAAGCGCGUUCCUGUAGCUUUCACGCCGACUGGCGUGAAGCAUUUGCACCACGAAGCGGAAAAGUAUGAUAUUGGGAUCUACUUUGAGGCAAACGGCCACGGCACUGUCCUCUUUUCCAAGCGUGCCAUGCAGGCGAUUCGCGAUGCAAAGCCAAGCACUCCCGCGGCGCACGCAGCGGUACAACAGCUUGCUGGUCUUGCCGCUGUCAUCAAUCAAACGGUCGGCGAUGCGGUGUCGGACAUGCUCAUGGUCCUCGUUAUUCUUGCCGCCCGUCAGUGGGGUCCUGUCGAAUGGGACGCAUUGUACACCGACUUGCCCAACCGGCUGUGCAAGGUGCAGGUCUCUGACCGUACCCAGUUCAAGACGACAGACGCAGAGCGCCGCUUGACGAGUCCCGCUGGGAUGCAGGCACAGAUCGAUGCGUUGGUCGCCCAGUACCCCCUGGGCCGCUCGUUUGUGCGCCCAAGCGGAACUGAAGAUGUGGUGCGUGUCUAUGCGGAGGCAGCCAAGGCCGAGGAUGUCGCGGCGCUGGCCAAGCAGGUGACUGCGCUUGUGGAAACGGCAUAA